Messenger RNA from Colletotrichum siamense, 465 nucleotides. RefSeq lists its product as uncharacterized. The coding region runs from base 1 to 465 and encodes 154 amino acids. Lineage: Eukaryota; Fungi; Ascomycota; Sordariomycetes; Glomerellales; Glomerellaceae. The transcript is spliced from 2 exons. The record is from RefSeq and is a predicted model, not a curated record.
AUGUGCGGCCCGGAUACUUGCACUAAGCCUCGAGGUGGCGCGCUCGCCGUCCUCAAUCAACCAUUCUGCCAGCCAAGUCCGCCAACAUCACUUUGCAGACUCCGAGGCGACCUAUCCUUUCACACGCCGGGCAAGCCGAGCAGUCCGUUUGCCACACAUGCGAGGAUCACCAGCGGAGGGGACCAUGACUUGCCCACGUUGUCGGACGUUGUCGUCGUCAUUCACAAGUCUGGCGAUCUGUCGAAAAGACCCGAAGACUGUGGCCUCUUCCACCAACUGGCGUUUUCCAAUGCAUCCGUACUCGAAGACGGCUCAACUUUGGAGCUUGCCCUCAAUGAGCCGAUCUCAUUACAAGUUGGAGAUGACGGGAUCAUCGGACGAAGAGUCUCGGUAUUCCCAAAGGCCGAAAUGGAGAACGCAGUGGCAGAGGGAAUCGUCGGUUUCAAUUUUGUGAAUUCUUUGUGA